This is a messenger RNA of Coffea arabica (coffee), 312 nucleotides long. RefSeq lists its product as uncharacterized. The record is from RefSeq and is a predicted model, not a curated record. Gene Ontology annotation, molecular function: nucleic acid binding; RNA-DNA hybrid ribonuclease activity. Lineage: Eukaryota; Viridiplantae; Streptophyta; Magnoliopsida; Gentianales; Rubiaceae.
AUGGAGAUCAAGGACCUGAUAGCAUUUAGUGAUUUCGAUUUACUUGUACACCAGACGCUUAAGCAGUGGGUAACUCAGGAUUCAAAAAUUAUGAUGUAUCAUUGUAACUUGUUUAGUUUGGCCAGCAAAUUCAGAAUUUUAGAACUUAGACGUAUUCCCCGCACUUGUAACGACUUUGCCGAUACUUUAGCUACUCUGUCUUCGAUGAUCCAACAUCCAGAUGGGUUGGUGAUUGAACCUAUACACAUUCAACUUCAGGAUAGGCCAGCGCAUUCUCUGGUUAUGGAAAUGGACUCUGAUGUUCGCCCCUAG